UCGGGCUCGGCAUCGGUCUACGGGCUGAUUACAUGAGCAACGUUUGAUAAGUGUCCGAGAAGGGAGGCAUUGGAGUAGUGUGCCUGGCAAGGAUACAGUCACGCGACACGCGCCAGAUCGAUGAAUCCUUCGCGCUGAAGACAAUAAGUACAGCGACAAAGGCAGGAGAAAACAUCGUACAGAGAACUUGCUCGGAACACAGUUAUUCGGUUACACGAUUUUUGGAUUGCAAUAAGUUAGAGAGAAACAAGCAGCUCAAGAUGUCUGGAAAGUGGAAUCCUCUCACUGAUAUGCCCAAUCUCGAGGGUAAAGUGGUUGUUGUCACCGGCGGGAAUGCAGGCAUUGGCUUGUCAACCGUCAAGUACCUCGCCCUUCGAGGUGCCAAGGUUUACUUCACAGCAAGAUCAAAGGCCAAAGCCGACGAGACUCGCACAGUGCUGACGACCGAAAACCCUGCAAUAAACGCCGCCAACCUUCAUUGGCUUCCCAUGGACUUGGCAGACCUCAAGUCGGUCGCCUCUGCUGUUGAAGAGCUGAAAAGCAAGGAGGCCAGGGUGGAUGUUCUUAUAAACAAUGCCGGUCUAGCCUCCGGCACGACGGAGACGAUGGGUCCUGGGUGGGAAUGGCACAUGGGUGUUAACCAUGUAGGGCACUUUGUCUUCACCAACGGCGUACUGCCGCUUCUCAAGAAAGCCACAAAACAACCCGGGGCCGACGUCCGUAUCAUCACCCUCAGCUCCAACGUCAACUAUGCCAUGCUGCCAUCCGACUACGGCUUCACCUUUGAUUCCGCUUCAUUCUUGACAAAGCCUGUACCUUAUUAUCCGUGGCAAUGGCGCUAUAUCGUUAGCCGUAUUUUCGUGGUCGACAUGAUCCGUUACGCAGUCUCCAAGGUCGCCAAUCUCCUUUUCGCUCAAGAGCUGCAGCGACUUCUGGAUGAGCAAGGUCUCCCGAUUCUGUCCAUCUCGGUGCAUCCGGGUGGCGUGGCCAGUCCUGGUAGCAAGGACAUUGGAAACUCCCUCUUCUCGCUUGUCAGAUCGGCGGCCUUCCUCACGGUCGACCAGGGCGCCGUCACGUCCGUCUUCGCGGCCACUGCUGCCGAGGUUCGCGAGAACGCAGACAAGUACAAGGGUAAGUACUUGGAACCGUUUGGAAAGAUCGUGACACCGAAUCCAGUCGCCAAGGACGAGAAGCAGGUGAAGGGUAUGUGGGAGCACACGACAGUCGAGGCGAACAAGUAUUUGUCGACGCUCGGCCUUGCACCUCUUCAAGAAUGGUAGUUGCGACGAAACUAUUAAAUGAUGGUAGAUGAGAUUUGCUAGGCUUCCAUGCGGAUGUUUCGUCUACCCCAUUUCCAGACACACACGAAUUCACGAUCAAUCGACAGAAGACAGCAUAAAUUUUUGUUCGAAACCUAAGGAGGAACGUCGUUCAUGCAGGGCCUGUUUCCGGGUGCAUAAGAUAGCAUUAUCCAAAGAAUGUGCGAGGCCGGCUCAUGUUGAGAUCACCUCAAAGGCACCAACACGCGCACCGACUCUUGAGAGAUGAGGUUCAGGAUCGUUUGAGAGCAUCACGAGAAUUAAGAAAGUAAUAAUGACGUUUCGCAGCUUCCAGUAGUAAUGACUUGACGUUUCACAAAGGAUGAUCUCCCGCGAUAACCGCAAUCUCACAGCAGAAUGCAUGAUUAGUGCCUGGGCCAUCAUAAUAUGCCACGAUGAUCCCAAUGUUAAAAGCUUUCCAGACCAGUGUCCU
This is a messenger RNA of Colletotrichum acutatum, 1752 nucleotides long. RefSeq names its product daunorubicin C-13 ketoreductase. NCBI's taxonomy places the organism in Eukaryota, Fungi, Ascomycota, Sordariomycetes, Glomerellales, Glomerellaceae. The record is from RefSeq and is a predicted model, not a curated record. The transcript is spliced from 4 exons. The coding region runs from base 261 to 1280 and encodes 339 amino acids.